Nipponia nippon (crested ibis) is the source of this 1545-nucleotide messenger RNA. The record is from RefSeq and is a predicted model, not a curated record. Lineage: Eukaryota; Metazoa; Chordata; Aves; Pelecaniformes; Threskiornithidae.
AUGCCCAAGAACCACGUCUCAUCUAGACGCAGUCCAGCUUCACGAUUACGGCCAAAAGAGAAACGGGAGCAACGGGCGUCACAACGGCAGCAAAGGACGCUCGCGGGGGUGGGGGGCGAGGGGGGAAGCUUCCUCAGCGGCUCCUGGCCGAAGGAGGCGGUGUUGUUCAUGUACUUCACAAGUAUAUCUACUGCCCAGACUACUGACUGUUUGCACUUGAGGGAGCAAUGUAUAAAUGCUGCAAAUGGAUGUGAGAGUGUCUGGAAUAUUGUUGAAGAUGUCUGCAAUAUUUCAGGUAAUAGAUGCAAGGCAGAAGAUGCUAUUGGAUGUAAUAGAAUCAUCCAGGUCCUGGCUGAUGAAUACCCAGAAUUUAAAAACUGUGUCUGCACUACAGACGAUCCCUGUAGCAUCACAACUUUGCUUGGGAAACAGUGCAGCACUGAUAAAGAAUAUUUGGCAACUUCCUCAAAAUCAGAUACUGAACUGAGUUUUAGGCAACACAGAAACCGCAAAGACCAAAGACACCCAGAAGAAUUAGAGAACGACUGCAGUAUUGCAAAACAACGCUGUCGAGAGGACCCUUACUGCUUUCUAGUGUAUAAGAGCUUCCAGAGAGCAUGCCAGCUGGAUGCAGCAAAAUGCAGGCUCCCGACAGUCAACCAGGAGUGUUUGUCAGCAUGGAAAGAACUGAGGAAAACAGUGCUGGGAGAGUGCAAGUGCUCAGAACCACUUCAGAUGAGAUGCAUUAAAAUAUGGAAGGGAAUAUUCAACAACCCUUGUUUACAAUACUCUCAAGAGAGACAAGUUUCAGCAGCUAGUCAAAAUGAUGAUGACAAUGACAAUGAUGAUGAUGAUGAUGUUGAUGAUGAGAAAAAUCAGGACAUCGACACAGACAAUAUUAGUAUGGAAACAAAAUUACAAUGGAGUUUAUCUGCUCUCUCCAAACAAGCAUACACAGCAAACAGAACCUGUUUGGAUGUGAACAAGGAGUGUGUUGAAGAUGAAGUGUGUAACAAACAGUUGUCCCUGUACCUUAAGGUUUGCUCAGUAAAUAAAAAGUGCAACAUGGAAGAAUGCCAAGCAGCCAUAAGGUUCUUCUAUCAAAACAUGCCUUUUGAAGUUGCCCAAAUGAUGGCGUUUUGUGAUUGUAUCCAGCCUGAUGAAUCCUGCCACAGAGCCAAAGAACUUCUCCAUGGCAAGCCCUGUGCAGUUACUGCAGUUCCACCCCCAUCAUGUCUGAAUGUAAUCCACAAGUGUGAAGAGAAUGAGUUAUGCAGGAAAAAAUACACAACUUUUCAGUCAAAGUGUUGGAGACACGUGACAAAAAAAUGCUACGAUGAUGAAGCUUGUCUUGAAACUUUAAUCAAGGAUGACAUGCCCUGUUCUGCAAAUGCUGAUUGCAAAGCAGCCUACAUUAGUAACUGGGGCACGAUGCUGCGUGUGGAGUGUACCUGCCAGAAUUUGCCUGCUGCAGAGAAAUCUUUGUGCGAGCUCUUCCAUCACAUGCUUCACAGCAAAUCCUGCUUCAGUGAGUUACGUAAGUAA